Messenger RNA from Nelumbo nucifera (sacred lotus), 2207 nucleotides. RefSeq names its product sugar transport protein 7-like. Gene Ontology annotation, molecular function: monosaccharide transmembrane transporter activity. NCBI's taxonomy places the organism in Eukaryota, Viridiplantae, Streptophyta, Magnoliopsida, Proteales, Nelumbonaceae. Gene Ontology annotation, biological process: monosaccharide transmembrane transport. Gene Ontology annotation, cellular component: membrane. The record is from RefSeq and is a predicted model, not a curated record.
UUGACACCCCUUUCACUCUCUUCCCUUUCAGUACCAACUUUCAGCCUUUCUGAAAAGAACAGAUCAGUAGUCGGUGACACUCAAAAGUAGCAGCUCACUCCAAAAGUAGUGGAUUCCAUGGCUUCAAGAUCCCGAUAAUAAGAAAUCAGAAUUGCUUCUCCUUUAUCAUUCAUUAUCAAGACUUCGAAGUGUAUUGCUUGAACAUAAUUGAGUUAUUGGGACUCAAUUCUGUUGUCCUUGAGCUUCUUCUGAGCUCUGAGAGAGAGAGAGAGAGAGUCCGUGGAGAUGGCUGGUGGGUCUUUUGCUCCAGCCGGAGUGACUAAGGAGAGAGCUCAACAGUACCAGGGAAGGGUAACCUCGUUUGUGGUCGUUGCUUGCAUUAUUGCUGCCAUUGGUGGUUCCAUAUUCGGCUACGAUAUCGGAAUUUCAGGUGGAGUCACAUCCAUGGAUGACUUCCUCCAUAAAUUCUUCCCAGCCAUCCUCUACAGGAAGAGACACACAAAAGAGAGCAACUACUGCAAAUAUAACAACCACGGCCUCGCUGCAUUUACAUCUUCUCUUUAUCUUGCUGGUCUGGUUGCAUCUCUUGCUGCUUCUCCUGUGACCAGGAAGUUCGGACGCCGUUUAAGUAUAAUUGUUGGUGGAAUUAGCUUCCUCAUUGGAGCCACCCUGAAUGCUGCUGCAGCAAACCUCACAAUGCUGCUAUUUGGUCGAAUCAUGCUCGGUGUUGGCAUUGGCUUUGGAAAUCAGGCAGUUCCACUGUAUUUGUCAGAGAUGGCUCCAGCCCAUCUCCGAGGAGGGCUUAACAUGAUGUUCCAGUUGGCAACAACUCUUGGAAUCUUCACAGCAAACAUGAUCAACUAUGGAACAGAGAAGAUCAGACCAUGGGGAUGGAGGCUCUCCCUGGGCCUAGCUGCAGUCCCUGCACUACUGAUGACUGUUGGAGGAGUCCUUCUUCCAGAGACACCCAACAGCCUAAUUGAACGUGGGUUGGAAAUCAAAGGAAGAGAAGUUCUGGAGAAGGUCAGAGGGACUUGUAAUGUUACAGCAGAGUUCCAAGACAUGAUUGAUGCAAGCGAGUUGGCAAACUCAAUCAAACAUCCCUUUAGAAACAUUCUGGAGAAGAGGAACAGACCACAAUUGGUGAUGGCAAUCUUCAUGCCAACCUUCCAGAUUCUAACAGGCAUAAAUUCAAUUCUCUUUUAUGCCCCAGUCCUGUUCCAGAGUAUGGGGUUUGGUGGGAAUGCUUCUCUGUAUUCCUCAGUUGUGACUGGAGCAGUUCUUGCUUUAUCCACACUUAUUUCUAUUGCAACUGUUGAUAGAUGGGGUCGGAGAGUUCUACUAAUCAGUGGUGGGAUACAAAUGGUUGUAUGCCAGAUAACAGUUUCCAUAAUUUUGGGCCUCAAAUUCAAGGACAUGAAUGAUCUCUCAAAGGGCUACUCAAUAUUGGUGGUGGUUGUGAUCUGCCUCUUUGUUAUGGCUUUUGGAUGGUCAUGGGGCCCACUUGGUUGGACUGUGCCAAGCGAGAUAUUCCCUUUAGAAACCCGAUCAACAGGACAGAGCAUCACUGUAGCUGUCAACCUUUUCUUCACUUUCAUAAUUGCCCAGUCUUUCCUUUUCCUCCUUUGUUCUUUCAAGUUUGGAAUCUUUCUCUUCUUUGCUGGAUGGAUUACCAUCAUGACCAUCUUUGUCUAUGCUUUUCUGCCUGAGACAAAAGGUAUCCCUAUUGAAGAGAUGACACUGCUGUGGAGAAAGCAUUGGUUCUGGAAGAGAAUAAUGCCUGAAGAGGAUGAGAGCAGUAGGCAAACCAAUUUAACUGACAUGGGAAAAUCAGCAGCUGUUGUUUCAGAGCCAGAUUGUUGACUAAAACAGUAAGCUUCAAGAAGAUGAUGAAGGAUUUGAAACUUGUGAAUAGAAUUUAAGUAAGCUGAAUUUUUUCAAAUGGGGUUUUGAUGAAACAUGCAAGAACACUCACCCGAAGAUCAGAAGUUCAUGGGUUACUUUAGGCUCUAGUAGAGGAUCCAUGGUUUGUCCUACUUUGGAUUGAGUGAUGCAAUACUAUGUAAAAAUCACAUGUUGGAGGAUUUGAGUUGUUGCUAAGAAAAACAAAUUGAUAAAUAUUAAGAAUAAUUGGGUGAGAUCUCUUUGUUUGAAACUGUAUUGAAAAGCAUGGGAACACAAAUGAGAAGAUAGCAAAUUCUUAUUCA